Molecule: messenger RNA, 763 nt
Organism: Heterobasidion irregulare TC 32-1
Lineage: Eukaryota; Fungi; Basidiomycota; Agaricomycetes; Russulales; Bondarzewiaceae
Exons: 2
Coding region: 332-712 (126 amino acids)
Source: RefSeq, a predicted model, not a curated record
UGGAGACGUCGCUCAGGCGGGGAUUAUACGCUGCGCUGUCGCAAUCUGACUGCGAGCGCGCUGGACAUCACUGGGGAACGGCGUCCGACGGUAACAGCGAGGAACAUCGCACGCGUUCCACGACGUCCGCGCGGUCCACCCCUUCCCCAACGGCCUUCUCGCUCCCUCUUUCACCCCAUCCAUCACGUGCACCCUUCCGACGAACCCGAGAACAGCUCUGGGCCGAAAACCAACGCCUCCGAAAGUUCCUGCGGGAGCUGGAGCGGCAGCUUCAUGAGAUGACGAUCCAGCGCGACGCCGCGGAGGCCCGCGGGAUCCUUCUGCAGCGGCAAUGUGCCAUCCUCCAACACCGACUCAACGCAAUGACGCACACGCGGGGGGGACGCCGUUUCAACCCAAUGCCGCGCGUCACAUCGGCUGGGGCGCAGGCGGAACGGAACGGAACGCCGUGGCCAAAGGCCUCGAAGACGAUGCGCAGAAAGGGGGCGCCGCCCGAGACCGCGACGCGCGGCGCGCGAUCGCGUCGACGGUGUUCAGCGGGAGCCUCGGGACGAAGGCCAAAGCGCAGCUGCGGGACAUCGCGAGCGCGCUGGGGUUGCCGGUCGAGGGUACCAAGAAGGUCGUUGUGGAGCGUAUCCAGGCCCACCUCGACGCGACGCCCGCCCUCGCCGACCACCCCCGCUUCGCAGGCCUUCGCGCGUGCCGCACAUAAGUUCGGUCGCUGUAUACGUCGUACGUACUGUCAAAAAAAGCAAUUCCAUCU